Molecule: messenger RNA, 1767 nt
Organism: Pangasianodon hypophthalmus (striped catfish)
Lineage: Eukaryota; Metazoa; Chordata; Actinopteri; Siluriformes; Pangasiidae
Gene: ppp1r14ba
Product: protein phosphatase 1, regulatory (inhibitor) subunit 14Ba
Exons: 4
Coding region: 332-724 (130 amino acids)
Biological process (GO): innate immune response; regulation of phosphorylation
Cellular component (GO): cytoplasm
Molecular function (GO): protein serine/threonine phosphatase inhibitor activity
Source: RefSeq, a predicted model, not a curated record
GAGGCGCCCACUAGCCGCGAGCUGAGACGCCGCGAGCCGGAGGCUGCAAGAUGGACUUUCACAUGUCAGACUCUUCACCGGCGAAUUAACGCUGUGCCUUGUGGAGGUUCUGCAGACACACGAUAAAACCCACCACUCGUUUUCAAGAGGAAGCCGUGCUCCUGGAUUUGUCCGACGGUAUGCAAAUGGAGGUGGUGCACAUGGCAGAAGAAGAGAAGUAAACUGAUUAACUGAUUGAUUGUGUGGUAUUUUAAACCGAAAAAUAAACCAAACAAAUCCAUCUUGAAAAAUCAACCGAGGUUUAGUGGAAUCUUGUCGAGCUCCCUGGACAAUGGCGGCGGUAACGAGCCCGGAAUCGAGCGCUCAGCCCCGGGUCUAUUUCCAGACGCCUCCCGGUACUGAAGAAGAAGUUCCACAGAAGCAGGGACGAGUGACGGUGAAAUAUGACCGCAAGGAGCUGAGGAGGAGGCUGAAUUUGGAGGAGUGGAUAGUUAGCCAGUUAAUGAAUUUAUACGACUGUGAGGAAGAUGAAGUGCCCGAGCUGGAGAUUGAUGUGGACGAGCUGCUGGACCUGCCCAGUGAUGUAGAGAGAGCCAUCAGAGUGAAGAUGCUGCUUGUUGACUGUUACAAACCUAAUGAUGACUUUGUGGCAGCGCUGUUGGAGAAGGUGCGAGGCAUGCAGAAGCUCAACACCCCACAGAAGAAGGGGGACAUAACCCCAUGAACCACCAGUCAGCUCCUCCAACACCACCACCACCACCGUUACCCAGUUCCUCCAACCGUGCACGGUGGAGAAGGACACACAGACCGUACUACUCCACUACAGUGUGUCAAACGGAGACGAGCGAGGAGCUCAGCUCAGCCAAGCCAAUCUCUGCUGCAGGUUAAUCACUCCGACUGUCUUACUUUGUUUCACUACUGUUUCCUUAAUAUAUUAUUCCCAUAGAGUGUGUGCUAGUGUCCCUUUUUAGCUUAAAUGUACUGUAAGGGGCAGGAUGUGUUGUGGAAUGGUUAGUGUUAUUCAGUUUUGAUUCAGCUUAAACACUAAGUGCCAUAGGACAUGGCUUUGUGCAUCUGUAAUUGAGUAGAAAAUUAGGUUACGGCUUUUUCCGUCCAUGUAGAUUUCACCUAAUGUCUUUUGUUUUUUUCUUUCAUAAGUAACGCUUGUUUUAAAAUGGGCUACGGCAGCUAUUAGAGACGACACAGUGAGUGACAUUGUUUUAAAUAAAUGAAGUGUCUUAGGUUAUGAUGUAUUUUGAAGUGAAAUGGGGGAACAAGGAAACCCGGGGCUUUUGCGUGUUUGAGAUUUUCCAUUUAGUAGGAUUUUAGGACAUAACCGAACUGAACACUGAAUCUCCGCUUUGUGCUCUAGGUUGCUUCUGGACGCUUUAAACCAGAAGGCUAUCAAUAUCUAGAUCAACAAAUUCAAUCUGAACUGUAGCAAUACCUUGAGAGUGCAUUUUUGUUACACCGGUUUUUAAACCAGCCUCCAUAUAUGCAGAUCGAACACUACGACUUUAAUGAGACCAGAGUGAAAUGUUUGACAGCAGUAUAUCAGUCAUAGCUCCAAAAAGAAAAAAAAAGGGCAACACUUUUUUUGUACAUAAAAUUUUUAUUCCACUCAACAAUUCAACUUCAAACAUUUUGGACAAUAAGAAGUAAACACAAUCCCUGUUUGCUGGAAUGAAAUACUGUACUGUAUGCACUCUCACAUCCAAGUGUGUGUAGUAAGAUUGUUAAGAAAAUAAAGAAUGGUGCUGAAAACAA